Molecule: messenger RNA, 771 nt
Organism: Ilyonectria robusta
Lineage: Eukaryota; Fungi; Ascomycota; Sordariomycetes; Hypocreales; Nectriaceae
Exons: 3
Coding region: 43-771 (242 amino acids)
Source: RefSeq, a predicted model, not a curated record
CACGCAUUCACGUCUUCAAACUGCUUUCAGAACACUGCCCCCAUGAAUACCGGAACAAAUGAACGGCUGGAACCGCCAUUCUCAGAGGCAAAGAGUUUCAAGUUAUUGACGGCCACGACCCUCACACACCGCGUCUGGGGCAACGAUCUGUGCUGUGAUCGAGGAAAGGACAAGAGUGCAUAUCUCAGUGCUGAUCUUCACACUCUUCGACUCGGCAAAGUCUACCGGUAUCUCUGGCUCGCCGGCCUGCCAAGAUUUGCCCGACCUCUUCAUCGCCAGCACCUACUCUUGCGAACGAUUUACGUCACCGAGUCCCCCGAUGAGCAUCUCGUGUGGCACGAUAAAUCCAUUUUCAUUAAACCACUGCCUACAUAUCUUCUAAACUUCGACUUCUGGAGAACCGAACUUUGCAACGACGAUGCACUUCAUAAGAGUGCUUGUGGCCUACUUCUAUCCUAUGCAUGGCUGGUCUGUUCCAAGAGCGACCUGCGCCUCGCGAAAGAGAUCGGUCUUCUACCCAGUGAAAUUGACUGGGACGCCUGGACUUCAUUCAUGGUUGAAUUCUUGGACCGCGUCGAUGCACGCAGACUAUGCCAGGUAGACAGUCGCUACCAUUACGGUGAGCUUCGUCUAACUCGCCUCAAUUCUCUCUACCGCUAUGGUGCCGCCGGGUUCUCCCUACAUAAUGUAACCCAUGGUUUUAUGUCACCAUCGAUGCGCUACACAACCUUUUUUGAAAGAAAUUUCACUUGUGUCUACCGACAGGUUUAG